Molecule: messenger RNA, 321 nt
Organism: Heterobasidion irregulare TC 32-1
Lineage: Eukaryota; Fungi; Basidiomycota; Agaricomycetes; Russulales; Bondarzewiaceae
Exons: 1
Coding region: 1-321 (106 amino acids)
Source: RefSeq, a predicted model, not a curated record
AUGGACGUGGGAUUCCGUCGAGGACGUCGUUGCGAGCGGUGCCCACGACAGCUGGUGGACGGAGGGGAGAGAGGCUGGUCAGCGCACGGGCGAACGCCACUGUGGCGCGAACGUCCAGACUCCGAUCGAAUUGCGGCUGCGGCAGGGCGGCACAGGCCCGGAGUCCGAGCUGUGCGGCGAAAUCGCAUCCUCCCGACAUUUGUCUGUUUGACGUCCGCCAUCCAUCCAGGACAUCGUGUCGACCCCGCCCGUUCACACGUCGGCGCUCGCGGGCACGAGAGGCAUCCGGUAAAGCGAACGGAACGCACUCCCAGCUGCUGA